AGUUUUAUAUAUAUAUAUGAAAGGGUAGCGUCAGUUGGUCCCAUUGUGCGUUUGCAGAAUCGUCGUAACUAGAUUAUCGCAAACAACAUAGAAUAAUUAACACUGCUUUUUUGUUACGAAAUUAUCUACUACAAUGCGUGAGUGUAUUUCAAUUCAUGUUGGGCAAGCUGGCGUGCAGAUGGGAAAUGCAUGCUGGGAAUUGUACUGCCUGGAACAUGGUAUUCAGCCUGAUGGUCAAAUGCCAUCUGACAAGACUCUAGGAGGUGGUGAUGACAGCUUCAAUACAUUCUUCAGUGAAACUGGUGCAGGAAAGCAUGUACCAAGGGCAGUUUUUGUGGACCUGGAGCCCACAGUAGUAGAUGAAGUUCGCACUGGCACCUACAGGCAGCUAUUCCACCCUGAGCAGCUGAUUACCGGAAAGGAAGAUGCUGCCAACAACUAUGCCCGAGGUCACUACACCCCUGCCAACCAGAUGGUAAAAUGUGACCCAAGACAUGGAAAGUACAUGGCGUGCUGCAUGCUGUACAGAGGGGACGUUGUUCCCAAGGACGUCAACGCUGCCAUAGCGACCAUAAAGACGAAGCGCACGAUCCAGUUCGUGGACUGGUGUCCAACUGGCUUCAAGGUUGGCAUCAACUACCAACCACCAACUGUGGUUCCAGGAGGGGACCUGGCAAAGGUACAGCGUGCGGUGUGCAUGUUGUCAAACACGACCGCCAUUGCCGAGGCCUGGGCUCGCCUGGACCACAAGUUUGACCUCAUGUAUGCCAAGCGUGCCUUUGUUCACUGGUACGUGGGUGAGGGUAUGGAAGAAGGCGAGUUCUCGGAAGCUCGCGAGGAUCUCGCCGCCUUGGAGAAGGAUUAUGAGGAAGUAGGCAUGGAUUCUGUUGAAGGAGAAGGAGAGGGGGCAGAGGAGUACUAAAUUUCUACUCAAGUGUUAAUUUGGGUCGUCGGUAUUGUAAGAAUUUUGUGUUCGUCAAAUAAUGUUGCAACCUGCCCAUCAGUGCUUGCCUAUGCAUUAAAAUGAGUUCAUUUUGAAAGCAAUA
Zootermopsis nevadensis is the source of this 1046-nucleotide messenger RNA. Lineage: Eukaryota; Metazoa; Arthropoda; Insecta; Blattodea; Termopsidae. The record is from RefSeq and is a predicted model, not a curated record.